Opisthorchis viverrini is the source of this 566-nucleotide messenger RNA. RefSeq lists its product as hypothetical. The record is from RefSeq and is a predicted model, not a curated record. NCBI's taxonomy places the organism in Eukaryota, Metazoa, Platyhelminthes, Trematoda, Opisthorchiida, Opisthorchiidae. The transcript has 4 exons. Gene Ontology annotation, cellular component: membrane. Gene Ontology annotation, biological process: transmembrane transport; monoatomic ion transport. Gene Ontology annotation, molecular function: monoatomic ion channel activity. The annotation marks the transcript as partial.
AUGCUUGUCCUCCUAGUGGCGAACCUGAUAAUGCUACCUGUGAUUAUCUCAUUUUUCAAUGACGAUAUGUCCAGCAAAUGGAUUGUAUUCAAUGGAAUUUCCGAUGCCAUCUUCUUCAUGGAUAUUAUUGUCAAUUUUAGAACUGGUAUCAUCAGAAAUGACUUUGUGGAUGAUAUCAUCUUGGAUCCAGAGGAAAUUGCGCGGGAAUACGUUCGAACUUGGUUUGUAGUCGACCUUCUCAGUUCGCUUCCAAUCGACUAUGUGCUACUUGCAUUCCGAUCAAGUGAAGUUGAAGGUUCAGAACAACUAGUUCAGGCGGGACGAGCACUACGGAUCUUACGCCUUGCCAAGUUGCUCAGUUUACUACGAUUACUUCGGCUUUCCCGCCUUGUCCGUUACAUUACACAGUGGGAAGAGGUUGUGAAUAUCGCGAACAAAUUCAUGGGUAUAUGCAACCUCGUGUUGAUCAUGCUGCUCCUAGGGCACUGGAAUGCCUGCCUACAAUUCCUUGUACCCAUGCUGAUGGACUUUCCCGUUCAAAGUUGGGUAUCGAAGUCACAGCUUCA